This is a messenger RNA of Drosophila kikkawai, 2251 nucleotides long. It is a transcript of the gene net, whose product is annotated as net. Lineage: Eukaryota; Metazoa; Arthropoda; Insecta; Diptera; Drosophilidae. Gene Ontology annotation, biological process: axon development; positive regulation of transcription by RNA polymerase II; sensory organ development. The record is from RefSeq and is a predicted model, not a curated record. Gene Ontology annotation, cellular component: nucleus. Gene Ontology annotation, molecular function: protein dimerization activity; DNA-binding transcription factor activity, RNA polymerase II-specific; E-box binding.
UCAGAUACGGUCGUGCUGCGGUCGGAACUGCGUACAAGUUCUCGUAAACAUUCAAAAAAUCGACAAAAAAAUUUUGAAACUGACAAAAAAAAUUGUGAAAGUGCCAAAGCUGCUCACCUUUUAAAUAAAAUAAAGUGCAAGUUAUAGGAGCCGCAAUUAUAUUUUACGUGAGAUAUCAAUUUUGAUAUCAGUUUUUGGAAACAAGAAUACAAAGUACCAUUAAAGCCGGCUUGAGCCACUCUUGGAUUACGCGCUCCCCCUCAGAGGUUUCGGCUUCUGUCCACUGUUAUUAUGGCAAACACGCAGCCGGAAAAGCUCUACAUGCAACUAAGCGCAGCCGAGUUGGCGGCUAUUAUAAUGAAAGAUUCACCCAAUUCCAAUGACCGUGACGCAGGUUUCUGUUCCGCCAGCUCGGAAAGCGAAGGCGGAGACGACUUGGCCGUCGAGCACUCGCGCAGUGGCAGUCCCGACAUCGCGCCAAAAGGAACAGAAGACGCGUCAGACCCUAGCUCCAAUUCAAACUCCAAGCCCAUCGCCCUGAUCCGCAACAAGCGCAAGAGCUCGGAACCCUCCAAGGUAGUGGGUUCGCUGCCCGGGCCUUCCGUCCUUUCCACUGCGAGUAUGCAUGCUACGGGUCCGCUCAAGAAACGCAUUCGCUACACCUCCUCGGCCGACUCAGCGGUGGUGCUGACACCCCCGGCCGUGGACUCUCCGCCGCCCAGCGGCUGCCUGGCAUCCUCGCUGAGAUUGGAUCAGGAAAUGAUGCCGAAUCCGGCCCACAUAUUCGCCCGUCACCCAGGUGUCACCACUCUGCAUCGGCCGUUUGCCUCGCCCUAUCCUGAGCAGCUGGAACCGCUUGCACUGGUAACGAAGAAAACCCUUUUGGAAGCCGAAAAAGAGGCGAAAGCGGAGUCCUACCCCAAGCUGCCGAGUGCCAAACCGCAAACUCCGAAAAAAGCGCUACAGAAAAAGUCAGCAAAAGCGGUGCCCACAUCUUCUUCACUGCUGGACGCGAGUCUCAGCGAUGAGGACACUUGCAAGGUCCCCUCCGGACUAAGGUCUGAUGUGUCUAUGUCGCGACCCCACCAGAGCCAGCACCACCAUCAGCGUAACUACAAGAACAUGACGCGGGAGCGCCGCAUAGAGGCGAAUGCUCGGGAACGGACCCGUGUCCACACCAUUUCCGCCGCCUACGAAACACUGCGCCAAGCCGUUCCCUCCUAUGCCAGCUCCCAAAAACUCUCGAAGCUGUCCGUGCUGCGAGUGGCCUGCUCCUACAUACUGACGCUGAGCCGAAUGGCUGGCGAGGACUACAGCGCCGACCAGUCCGAGCCAUCGAUUGCCGACUGCUUGGAGGCGGUGACAGCCACUAUUCAGACGGAGGGCAAGGUGAAGCGGAAGAAAGACGAGUAAUCGUAGGCAUUCAAUGCGACUGAUUGCCGCUACUGUUCCUGAUAACCGGGUGGGCUCGAGCUGCAUCUGCAUCCAGCAUUCCUACCCACACUCUCCGAGUCCUAGGCAUAGUGGUGGUCACGGGUGGCCGAAUAGCUUUAAAAGUUUUCAAAGCUUUGUUUAGUUGUAACCUACAAGACCAGGAUGCGAGUCGAGGGGAAAUGAAUAAUGCGCGAAAUACACUGUAAUUGUACCAUAUACUGAUAGAUUAGAGUUAGAGCUUAAUACCAGCGAUGUGAUCCUAAUUUAAAGUCGCUUUUUACUGAAACAAUACGAGGUACGGGCACUUAAGGCAGUACAAACAGUCAACACCAAAUGAUAUACAAAACUGAACACUGAAAGCUGAAAAGACAAUAAUCCUAGCGGGCAAUAACGUGAACGUUUGGCUAUUUUCCAGGCUUCACACGCACUACUUUUACCAUAUAUUUUUAAAAUCCAAAUAUAUUAAAACUGGAUUCAAAUUUGAAGCAGCCAUAACACUAUAUAUUUGUACUUUAAGCUAGCAACUAAGAACUCUACUUGAACUGGAUCGUGGAGAAGCAAUAAAGUGUGGCUCCGACUGACUCUGAUCGAUUAGUUACUUGUUCAACAGUUGCCAUUGUGAGUGAGAGGAGUGUUAUCGAAUGAUUUGUAACAUUUGCAUUUGUAAAUAAGAAGGUCCUGAAACAUUUCAGCCCCCCUGUAAAUAGUCCCCAAAUGUAAUCUCAUUGUUUUAGGUUAAUAUGUAGAUCUAGCAUUAUACAUAAGCGUUAGUGCCAUAAAAGUGGAGAAAUAUACAAAUCUGACUGUCAAACAAGUA